This is a messenger RNA of Melospiza melodia melodia, 9994 nucleotides long. It is a transcript of the gene HDAC9, whose product is annotated as histone deacetylase 9. The transcript is spliced from 28 exons. Gene Ontology annotation, biological process: negative regulation of transcription by RNA polymerase II. The record is from RefSeq and is a predicted model, not a curated record. NCBI's taxonomy places the organism in Eukaryota, Metazoa, Chordata, Aves, Passeriformes, Passerellidae. Gene Ontology annotation, molecular function: histone deacetylase activity. The coding region runs from base 238 to 3561 and encodes 1107 amino acids.
GCCACCUCGUCGCCGCCGCGGCCGCAACUUUUCCUCGCCGCGCCGCGCCGCUCGCUCCCCCGCGGCUCCGGUGGAAGAUGGCAGUUGGGGGCAGCGCUGGAAGUUGCAGCCCGCGAGCCAAGAGAUAAGGCGGAGCAGCGGGAAGAUUCACCUCACCUCCAGAAGAAUCUCAAAAUUUGGACAACUUCUGCCACAGUUUACUUUACACUUUAACGAGAUACCAUUCCAUUAAGAAUAAUGAGCUCCACAACACCAGAUGGGGUUUCUGGACGUGAACAGCUCUUGGCUCAGCAAAGAAUGCACAGUAUGAUCAGCUCAGUGGAUGUGAAGUCGGAGGUUCCCGUGGGGCUGGAGCCGAUCUCCCCGUUAGACCUGCGGACGGAUCUCAGGAUGAUGGUUCCCAUGGUGGACCCCAUUAUGCGCGAGAAGCAGCUGCAGCAGGAGCUGCUCCUGAUCCAGCAGCAGCAGCAGAUUCAGAAACAGCUGCUCAUUGCAGAGUUCCAGAAGCAGCAUGAAAACCUGACCCGCCAGCAUCAGGCCCAGCUCCAGGAGCACAUUAAGUUACAACAGGAACUACUAGCCAUUAAACAACAGCAAGAACUCCUUGAAAAAGAGCAGAAACUGGAGCAGCAGAGACAAGAGCAGGAACUGGAGAGGCAUCGCAGGGAGCAACAGCUUCCUCCCCUCCGAGGCAAAGAAAGAGGACGAGAAAGGGCAGUGGCCAGUACAGAAGUGAAGCAGAAACUUCAAGAGUUCCUGUUAAGUAAAUCAGCUACAAAAGACUCUCCAGCAAAUGGGAAGAAUCAUUCCAUGAGCCGUCACCCCAAGCUCUGGUACACGGCUGCCCACCAUACCUCACUGGAUCAAAGCUCUCCACCCCUGAGUGGGGCCUCGCCACCAUACAAAUAUACUUUACCAGGAGCACAGGAUGCUAAGGAUGAUUUUCCACUUCGUAAAACGGCUUCAGAGCCCAAUUUGAAGGUACGUUCAAGAUUAAAACAAAAGGUGACAGAAAGGAGAAGCAGUCCUUUGCUCAGGAGGAAGGAUGGAAGUGUCAGUUCAUUCAAGAAGCGUCUUUUCGAGGUGACAGAAUCCUCAGUCAGUAGCAGCUCCCCUGGAUCAGGUCCCAGUUCCCCAAGCAAUGGUCCGACCAGCAGUGCAACAGAAAAUGAAACCUCAGUUUUGCCAUCUAACAUUCAAGCUGAGCACCUGGUUUCCCAGCAACGCCUUUUGAUACAGGAUGAAUCAGUGAACUUGUUGAGUCUGUACACGUCCCCUUCUCUGCCCAACAUUACCUUGGGACUUCCAGCAAUACAACCUCAAAUCAGUGGAGUCAGGGAGUGCUCCAGGAAAAGUAAUAGCUUCCCACUACUACAGGCUUCGUCGUCAUUCAAAGAAAAGCAGAAGGGGGAGACCCCGCCACUGAGACAAGGAGUGGCCUUGGCUGGACAGUAUGGAGGAAACAUUCCUCCAUCAUCAACUCAUCCUCACAUUGCUAUGGAGGGAAAGCCAAACAGCAGCCACCAAGCUCUCUUGCAGCAUCUGUUACUGAAAGAACAAAUGAGACAGCAAAAACUUCUUGUGACCGGAGCGGUUCCUCUUCAUCCACAGUCUCCUUUAGCAGCAAAGGAGAGAGUCUCACCUGGCAUAAGAGCUGCUCACAAACUGCCUCGUCACAGGCCACUGAACAGAACCCAGUCUGCUCCUCUUCCUCAGAGUACUUUGGCCCAGCUGGUCAUCCAGCAGCAACAUCAGCAAUUUUUGGAAAAGCAGAAACAGUACCAGCAGCAGAUCCACAUGAAUAAGAUGCUCUCUAAGUCCAUUGAGCAGCUGAAGCAGCCUGGCAGUCACCUGGAGGAAGCUGAGGAAGAGCUCCAUGGAGAUCACUCGAUGCAGGAAGAGCGAGCUCCCGCCAGCAGCGCCAGCGUUAGGGCUGAGAGCAGCAGUGCUGGCGUGGAUGACAGAAUAGGACAGCAGGUGGGGGCUGUGAAAGUCAAAGAGGAGCCACUGGACAGUGAUGAGGAUGUUCAAACCCAGCAAAUGGAAUCUGGGGAGCAAGCUGCUUUUAUGCAACAGGAGUUCCUGGCACAUCAGCAUGUCCACCAGUUGCAAAUCUACCAGGCUCAGAUGGCUACAGUUGGCAUGGCAGGAUCAGAUAAACAUCGACCACUUUCCAGGACCCCAUCUUCCCCCACUGACUCCACAUUACCUCACCCAGACAUGGACCAGCCCAGCCAGCAUGUCUACACAACUGGUGUUGUGUAUGACAGUCUGAUGCUGAAGCACCAGUGCAUGUGUGGGAACUAUGCCAAUCACCCCGAACACGCUGGAAGAAUCCAAAGCAUCUGGUCAAGGCUGCAAGAAACUGGGUUGCUAAACAAGUGUGAGCGAAUUCGAGGUCGAAAAGCCAGUCUGGAGGAAAUACAGCUGGUUCACUCUGAACAUCAUUCACUGCUGUAUGGCACCAGCCCACUGAACAGACAGAAGCUGGACCCCAGGAAACUCCUAGGAAACGUGUCUCAAAAACUCUUUUCCUUGUUGCCUUGUGGGGGACUGGGGGUGGACAGUGACACCGUUUGGAACGAGCUGCACUCGGCCGGGGCGGCACGCAUGGCGGUGGGCUGUGUCAUCGAGCUGGCGGCCCGCGUGGCCUCCCGGGAGCUGAAGAAUGGCUUUGCUGUUGUAAGGCCCCCAGGCCAUCAUGCUGAAGAAUCAACAGCCAUGGGGUUCUGCUUUUUUAAUUCGAUUGCAAUUACUGCCAAAUACUUGAGAGACAAGCUAAAUAUAGGCAAGAUAUUGAUUGUAGAUCUGGAUGUUCACCAUGGCAACGGUACACAGCAGGCUUUUUAUGCUGACCCCAGCAUCCUGUAUGUUUCCCUCCAUCGCUAUGAUGAAGGCAACUUCUUCCCCGGCAGUGGAGCCCCAAAUGAGGUUGGAAGUGGCCCUGGCGAGGGGUAUAACAUAAAUAUUGCUUGGACAGGUGGCUUGGAUCCUCCUAUGGGUGAUGUUGAGUAUCUCACAGCAUUCAGGACUGUGAUCAUGCCAGCUGCCAAUGAGUUUGAUCCAGAAAUCGUCCUGGUGUCAGCAGGAUUCGACGCUGUGGAAGGCCACGACCCUCCGCUGGGCGGGUACAAAGUCACGGCUAAAUGUUUUGGUCACCUAACCAAGCAAUUGCUGAAGCUGGCGGACGGCCGCGUGGUGCUGGCACUGGAGGGAGGACAUGACCUCACUGCCAUCUGUGAUGCCUCUGAAGCCUGUAUAAAUGCCCUCCUAGGAAAUGAGCUGGAGCCUCUCCCGGAAGAUAUUGUGCACCAAAUCCCCAAUAUGAAUGCAAUAGCUUCUUUAAAAAAGACCACUGAAAUACAAAGCAAGUACUGGAAGUCAGUGGAGCCAUACUCUGUGCCAGUGGAUUGUGCUCUGGCUGAGUCUCAGAAGCAAGAGAGGGAGGAGACAGAAACAGUAUCAGCUAUGGCCUCUCUUUCAGUGGAUGUUGAACAGUGUGUUCCUCAGGAAGGCAGCAGAGCUGCUGGUGAGCCCAUGGAAGAAGAGCCAGCCUUGUGAAGUGCCAAGUCCUCCCUGAUAUUUCCUGUGGGUGACAUCAUUGUGUAUCCCCCAAAGCACCCUCAGACAUGUCUUGUCUGCUUCUUGGGUGGCACAGAUCAGAUGGAACAUAAACACUGGGCACAAAACUCAGAGUAGCAGCUUCACUUGUUCUUUGGAUGGACUUGAAAGAGCCUGAAAGAUUCCUUAAAUGUAACCGCCACAAUUCUAGAGUUACAGAAAAAGGGACUUGGGAGAGAGAGCCCAGAGCAUGCUUUUUUAAUGCUGUUUGACCCACUCACCAACACAAAUUGUGAAAUAGAGUAUUGCAAAAUUCUACAUGAUAGAUUAUAGAUAUGAGAAAUGCAACAGCCAGCAACAUACUCUGUGAACUCCGUGAAUCACUUUCUGACACUUUUUACUGGAUAAUUUUUUUUCAUACUGUGUUAAAUUGUUAAUAGAAUUUGUUUUCUUUGCUCCGUGUAAUGAAGAAAAAACCCCCACCCUUAUUUUAUGUGCCAUUUUUUAACCUCCUGUAAUGAAUUCUUAGCUGAAUAAGUGAAAAGCGUUUAAAUUAUGAUGAGAGAUUUUAGCUAAAGGGAAAGCACUUCUUAUUGUACUAUAAAUCCCCUGAAGUACUGUGCUUGGUGGUGCUUUAUUUUCUCUUCCCUAUUCCUGGCCAUCCCUCCCCAUUUCAUGUAAUCUUUUCUAUCACAAAAACACAUUUUUGAUUCUCUAAAAUGAUCUUUUGCCUUUAAGAAAAAGUGCUGUACCCUCUGUAGUUGACAGUAGCGCUCACCAUAUGUGCAGCAGAGAUCAAGUAUGGAUAGUUUUUCAAACGUGUUUUUGGUUUGUUCUGAAACGUUUCUGCGUUCUGACUCCAAAGCAGCGACCUUCAGUAACUGCGUGCAGCUCAUUUGAAGCUCAGGUGUUUCUGUGGAGGUUGUGUGGGAGUGUUUUUUACAGGUCGUGUUGUGAAUACCAACUGAUUCUUUUAUGUAGUCCUGCACCAAGAGAACUGAUGUUGCUUAAGAAGCUUCAAAGGGUUUAGGCUUUAUUUUAGAUCCCCGAAGUGCAGCAAGAUCUCCCUGCAAUGUGACUUUAGCUGUUUAAUUCCAUGUUUGAGAACGUAACAUAGAGUUGUGCCUUUAGCUGAAAAUGAACGCUUAAACUGUUACACGUGUUGCCUUACUGUCAGAGAGAGAGAGAUGGGGCAUGUAUGUAUGAGUACUUCAAAUGAACAAAACUCUGCUACAGUAACUUUUAUUUUGUUUACAACCUUCUCACCUAAUGAACCCCGGGAGAUACCUGGAAGUAUUCAGCUUGCAGUGUUUGAUAGCUUGCUCAGCUUUUAAAAGCAAGUGAUGUUCAUUUUUUUUAUAUUUGCCAAAUUCAAAAAAGAAAAAAAAGAAAAGGAUAUAUAUUAAAGCCAUAAGUGAAGACUGUCAUGCUUUUUAUUCUGAAAUCUGAAAGGAACCUUAAUUAAAACAAGAUUUUGGGGAAGGCCAUGAUAUGAAAGAUAUGGAACAAUAUGGUUUCAGUUAUAGGCAGACUCAAACCUGUAAAUCAAAGAUGAAAGAUUUCACUCAAAUAGAAUUAUAUAAUUCUCUUUUGUUAUGCAGUCAGACUAUAUCUUUCAUGCAUUUGGGUUUGUUUACAAUUAGCAUUUUAAUUUUAAAGACUUUUAUUACUUAUACCAAAACUCUCCACUACAAGUUAGAAAUCUGAGGCAUGCUUUGAAAAGGGAAAUCUAAAAACAGGGAUGUCAUUUCCUAUAAUGUGAAGUAAACUUUUAUUCUGAAAGGUUUACUCUGGAAUGAAUGUAUACCCCUUAGAAAGGGAAAUAAAAUUCUGACCCUCAGAAAGUGAAAUAAAAUUCUACCCCCCAUUUACAAGCGAAAACCAUGCUCGUUUUAGUAAUGCAAAGAGUCCCAUCAGGCUAAAUUAACUCCUGGUGUAAGCCACCUUGCCUGACUCUGGGCUGUUCUGAAGGGGUUGUUCACAUGACUAAAGCAAUCAGGAGUUCCUCCUGCAUUUUCAGCAGACUUCUGAUGGCAAUCUUACUUGCCAUUUACUGCGAUUUUGUUAUGGUCUUCAAAGAAAAUUCCCUUCAAGGAAACCAAGGGCUGUAGCUGAUGAGUUGGAUAAUUUGUAGAGCUUUUCACAUUUUGAAAUCAUGGCUGAAAAAUUUUAAUUGAGUGCAUAGUAACGUCGCUUUGAAAUUAACCCUAAAAUCUGUUUGUGUCCUUAGCUUACAUGAAGUUGCAUAUGAAUUGCAACCUGAAAUGUGAGUUACAAGCUUUUCCAAUCAAAGUAGGUCUUCUGGGGUGCAAAUCAGCUAAAGCUGUCUUUCUAGCUGAAAAUGCUUUUAAAAUGCCAGAAUAAUUUGAAUUAAACCACACUAUAAACUCACACUUAUACAUUUGUACAGAUGUAGUCCCAGGCAGAUAUCUAGACAUGCUGCUGGUUGAAGUUAGGAUCGUUCGGAUAAACAAGUGUGCUAAUAAACUGCACACAGAUUGUGUCCAGAACUCUGCUCUGACUGAAGUCAACACCAAAGUCCUCUUUGAUUUCGAUGGGAGAUGGAUCAGCCCCUGCUUUUCUUUUCCCCUUUAAGUCAAGAACACCAUUGCUUUUUGAUUAUGUCAUUCCUAGGCAUCUUACAGCCCUCUGGGAAAUGAUUGAGGCUUAUGGUGAAUAUCAACACUUCCUUCAAAGCAGACCUGGGCUUUCUGAGAGGGCAGUUUCACUUGCUGCUGUUUUCUUCUCACAGUAUUUUUUAUUACUGUCAAUAGCUCCCCAUGGACUGGAGUUAAAAUAUCUUCCAGCAAUUUUAGUCAUAGUUCCAGGGAAAUAUUCACAUAGACACUCUUAAAAACUGCCCAGUCUUAACUGGAUUCAACAACAGAUUGCAAGAAUUUCAGAAAGAUGCAUGAAUUGUGUGUUUCAAAUGUAAAAAUUCCAAUUUUUGAGGAGACAUCAAAGUCUCAUGUCUCCCACAGACCUUUCCCACUAGGCUAGAGAGAUUGACACCUUUGAAAAUUCAGUCCCAGAUAUUUCAAGUUGACUGCCAAAAUAUCUAUGUCUGAGCUUAGAUUACAUCUAAAACUGAGCUGAAAUGCAUAAACAAGAUGGGAUGGGGGUGGUUUCUGUGUGUAAUUCCAUGGGGAAGGUGGAGAUGAGGAGGCAGCAGGGAGCACUCGGAGCCAGGGUGACCCUCUGGUCCUGGUGGUACAAGGGCUGCAGGCAGGCAGAAGGACAUCCCACAGCACCUCCACCCCAGGCUGCCAUUGCCAUUGGCAGCAAAUCUCUGCCUCGUGGGGGAAUUCUGAAGUAAUCUGUGCUCUGCCCCUGCACCAGUCACCAACCACCAGAAAGAGAGACGCCUCAGCAGCAACUCCCAGUAACACGCUUGCUCCUAAGUUCGUUUUCUUCUCUAGCAUUAGGAACAAAGUAUUAAGCUCAGUUAAGCUUUUCUUGUAUUACUAUGCUUUUCUUGUACUUUUCUUGUAUUCUUAGCUCCUUCAGUUCAUAGUACAAACUGAAACCUAAAAAGAGACAUGACUCAGGAGAGUCAAGAAAAUAAUGAUUUUUAUCCAGCUUAAGGCUCUUAUCUGGGCUGGAGUAAGAACAAUGAUGAACAGCAAAUCUCAGAACUGCUGAAAUCUUCAUGAGUGUUUUGCACUUCAUUUUUGGACUCUGUGGAGGAAUUCUGUAUAUGCUCAUUUGGUUUUAAUAUAAUUUGCAGCUUGAUUAUAUGAUCUCUUUUCAGGCAACAUUUCUAGUGGGUAAUCAAAGUUUUUGGGAAUUUUGCCAGUGUAAAGAUGACAGAAUUAUUCCCUUUUUUUUAUCCUUCCUAAUUUUUCUUUCAGUGCAAAUGAAGCAACUAAUUCCAAGUGAAUCUGAAAAAAGUAAAAUCAUUAAGCUAUCUUAAAUAAAUAUCAUAAAAGAAAAGGAAAAUUUUAUGCAAAUAAAGAUGGCUAUGCCUUUACUUUGCAAAAAAGUCAACAACAUGCUACAGGCUGAAUAUAAGUGGCAAAACAAGCUUCUGUCUAUUUUAGUUGGUGUCUUAUCUAAGUGCAGCCUCUCUGAAAAGCUGAGAGUCAUAACCGGAGAUGAAAUAUUAGAAAGGUUUUGCUGUAGCCAACACCAGAGGUCCUGUAGAGAACAAGAAUGUAGAGACUAAUUUUUGUAGACAGACAGCAGGACACUUUCAGGGCAAUGUGUCUGGGACAAAGAAUUAGAGGGAAUUUUUCCAAAGGCACUGAUGGCUGUAAAACAACUAACUCCUGUUAGCUUGCAGGGGCAAGGAGGUGCUCAGCAAGCACCUAUUCUUUGGGAAAUAAAGAAUUUCCCCUCUGUCCCACCAGCAUGCCCAAACUCAUGCAGAUGUGAACCUGGCUUGGCUAUUUUCUCUGCUGAGCAGCAGCAGCAGCAGCAGCAGCAGUCACUAUGUGUGCUGAUGUGUGUUCUGUGCAUUUGCCCAAGAAGUUCUCAGCCCCCAGCAGACGCUUCAUAACAUGACUGAUAGGGGAAUUAUUUUUUCCUCAGUAGUGGCCUUUCCAGAAGCAUAGCAGUGCAUGGUUGUUUUAUUUUUAAAGGUCACAAUAGAGCUUUGUGAACCAUUAUACUUUUUUUUUUUUUUACAGACUCCAUGUGGAAGUAAAACAGAAUAUGUACCUGGGAAGGGGGGAUGUAUUGUAUGGAACCUGCCACAGGAAAGGGUCUCUCUUAAAUCAAGUUUCUGCUACUUGUUUUUUUUCCCUGGAUUUGAAGGAGUUCAGGUCCUAAAUUAUCAUUUAAGAUCUUUCUUUGUCAUGUCACUUGCUUUGUUUUUGUACCUGUAAUUGAAUUCACCCUUGUAACACAUAGAAAAGCAUCUGAAAAAAGUCUUUUUUCUGACAGAUUCCCUGCCCUUGGUGUGGGAAUGAGAAUAGCUUAUCUUUGCCACUUCUUGCAGCAAUUAAAUGCUUCAUUUUUGUAACAGAUCCAAACUGCAGCAGUAUUUUAAGAGUACUAUUUAGCUGGCUGUCUGCUGACUGUUAAAAAAAGAAAUUGUGAAACUUACAUUCCUCACUAACCUCAAAAGAAACCCAUUUUGAUUUUAACAAUGUCAUUUUUUCACUUGAUCCGAAAGGGUUUUGUCCCAUGAGAUCUUGUUACUAGCUCAGUUCUAAUCACUAGUAAAUCACACACUACAGAAAGUGAAGACCAAAAAGGAUGGAUGUUCCAGCAACUCUCAGUUAUGCCUCUUCUGCACAAUCCUUCAUCCUGCUCCAGUGCCAUGCUCUGUGGUUAAGAAUGUUAGCAUAGAUUACAGCAAAAUAUAAAUUGUUCUGCACCAUCAAAGAUACUGCUCCUUGGAUGUCAAUUAGCACUCUGUGAGCCGGGCUGCCAUUAUUAAGGGCUGUGAUUUGUGACAAAGACAUGCUUCUGUGGGGAUGGUCUAAAGACAAGUGAUGCAUGCAAGCAGUGGCACUGGUGCUGUGUGGUCAGAAGGAUUCUGUGCCAAGAUCUCCACACAUUUCCCCUUUCUCUCCAAUGCUUGCAUGGCCAGAGGCACAUUUGCAGUAGCAGAGCCAUGGGAUGUCCUGAUUCAAAGACCAUUUAAAUCCCUCUAACAGGCUUUGGGUAAUUGGGAGGCAGCUAGAGGAGGAACCCAAACUCUGCACUCAGCCGCACAAAACUGUAUAAAAAGCCCAGGUAUAAUAUCUGAGCUUGCCCUCACAUAAUUUUUUCUGAUAUGAAGUUCCUAGGAAAGUCUGUCUGAAAGAAAAUUGACUCUGCUGGAUCUAUUCUGCCAGCUUCCUCAGCGUGUUUAUAUCAUAUGUUAGGGGAACAGGUUCAUACUCAUGUCUCUUGCUGCUUAGUUAACUGCUAUUUUAAAUUUCAUGAUUGGCUUAAUAUUCCAAGUUAGGAUGCAGUAGGAAAGCAUAAAGCAAUACCUGGUGAAGUCAUAACUGAGGCUUUCAAAGCAAGCUUACUGCCAUGGGUUUUUACAAGACUGACUUUUUGGUCUAGGGAUACACAGCUGAAAUGUCUAUUUUUUCUGUAGGAAAUUGAUGUUGCUAUCUGUUUCCAUGAUAAAAACCAGUCCUUUUGCUCAGAGUUCUGAAAGUUUAUCUGUAAUUUGUCUUUCCAGAUUCUAAAGGAUAAAGCAUCAGUGGGACUGACCCAAAGGGCAACAUUUUUAAAGGUCGAUAAUAAUAUUUCCAUAAGAGUAAAAGGAACCAUUGUUAUUAUUCCUGAUACAUUUUUGUAUCUGCAAGUAUCCAAUGAGUAAUGUUAAGUAAUAUUGUGCUCCAGAACUUUGUUGAUUAUAGAUAUAUGAGCAUUGGAUUGGCGUGAAAUACUCUUCAACCAAGUUGUUAAAAUCCCUUUUGUUUUGUGUUUUGUAUAAUUCUUUGGCUAUAGUCUUGUCCUAGUGUUAAUAAAAGCUAUUUGAAGUAAGCUA